AUGGCCGAAGCUGCUCUCAAGCCGGAGAAGGACUUCUCCAAGCAGGUCGAUGAGCUACUUCCCAAGGCUGAAGAACUUGCCCAGUCCGAUCUUCAAGGUGCCAUUGAGAAACUCACUGCCCUCGAGAAACAAACCCGACAGGCAUCCGAUCUUGCGUCUACGUCCCGAGUACUAGUUGGAAUCGUUACGAUAUGCAAAAACAAAGGCGACUGGAGCUUGAUGAACGAUCAAGUCCUUGUUCUCUCUAAGAAGCACAGUCAGCUUAAGCAGGCCAUUACCCGUAUGGUCCAAACCGUCAUGGGCUUCCUCGACGAGACGCCCAACCUAGAAACGAAGCUAUCCGUCAUCGAGGCCCUGCGCACCGUCACCGAGGGCAAGAUCUUCGUCGAAGUCGAGCGCGCGCGAGUAACCAAGAUUCUCUCCGAUAUCAAGAAGGCGCAGGGCGACGUCAAGGGCGCCACGGAGGUUCUCUGUGAGCUACAGGUUGAGACCUUCGGGUCCAUGGACAGGAGGGAAAAGGUCGAAUUCAUCCUGGCACAGGUUGCUCUCUGCAUCGAGACUGGAGACUGGACCCAGGCUGGUAUUUUGAGUCGCAAGAUUAGCACCAAGUACCUUGCGAGAAGGCCAAAGAAGACUGCCGAGCAGCUUGAGAAGGAAAAGAAGGAGAGGGAGAAGAAGAAGGCUAGGGGAGAAGAGGUGGCCGAAGAGGUCGAGGAUGAUGUGACGGAUCUUAAGCUCCGUUACUACGAGCAGCAGAUCAUCCUGGCCAAGCAUGACGACAAGUAUCUUGACGUCUGCAAGCACUACAGGCAGGUCUUGGAUACGGAGGCCGUUGAGGAAGACCCGGCCAAGCUUCAUCCCGUCCUCCAACGAAUCAUCUACUUUGUCAUUCUGGCUCCUUAUGAUAACGAGCAACACGACCUCCUCCAACGAAUUCUCCGAGACACACGAAACUCCCAAGUUCCCCUCGAUGCCGAGCUUCUCAAACUCUUCACCGUUCACGAGCUUAUGCGCUGGCCCGAGGUGGCCAAGAAGUUUGGCCCCCAUCUCUGCAGCACCGACGUCUUCGACGCCGAAGAAGGCCAGUCGUCCGACGAGAAGGCUCACCAGCGAUGGAAGGAUCUGAGAAAGCGAGUCAUCGAGCACAACGUGCGCGUCGUGGCCAAGUAUUACACCCGCAUCCAGAUGGGCCGUCUUACCGAGCUCCUCGAUCUCGCUGAGGACGAGACGGAGAAGUACAUUAGCGAGUUGGUUACGUCGAAGACGGUCCACGCUAAGAUUGACAGGCCCGCGCGCAUCGUUAGCUUCGCUAAGCCGCGGGAUGCUGAUGAUAUCCUUAACGAGUGGAGCUACAACAUGAAGAGCUUGCUGGGCUUGCUUGAGAGGAUCGACCACCUCAUCACCAAGGAGGAGAUGAUGGCUAAUAUCCAGGCAAAGUCAAGAAAGGCAAGGUAA
This is a messenger RNA of Scedosporium apiospermum, 1455 nucleotides long. RefSeq names its product 26S proteasome non-ATPase regulatory subunit 12. Lineage: Eukaryota; Fungi; Ascomycota; Sordariomycetes; Microascales; Microascaceae. The coding region runs from base 1 to 1455 and encodes 484 amino acids. The transcript is spliced from 4 exons. Gene Ontology annotation, cellular component: nuclear proteasome complex; proteasome regulatory particle, lid subcomplex; cytoplasm. The record is from RefSeq and is a predicted model, not a curated record.